Molecule: messenger RNA, 4854 nt
Organism: Phycodurus eques (leafy seadragon)
Lineage: Eukaryota; Metazoa; Chordata; Actinopteri; Syngnathiformes; Syngnathidae
Gene: lclat1
Product: lysocardiolipin acyltransferase 1
Exons: 6
Coding region: 286-1437 (383 amino acids)
Cellular component (GO): endomembrane system
Molecular function (GO): acyltransferase activity
Source: RefSeq, a predicted model, not a curated record
UUGAAAGGUGGCAAGUUGAGAGGUCGGUGACAAUGCUGCAAUUUUUAUUUCAGCUUCUCUUUAACCCGAGCGACCAAGACACCCACCCAGGAAGCGUGGACCGCCGUUCGCUUUACUUUUUAUUUUUUAUUUUUUCACCCCAAAAACAAGCCCCCUAGCAUCCUAAAGAGAGAGCUAAGCCCGUUAGCUUUCGUUAGCCCAGCAGGUUGCAGGCAAGCGGUUGCACGGACUCGUAGGAGCUAGCCGCGUUAGCUUGAGAAUUUUCUUUUUGAAGCACGUCUAAAGAUGGCUGUCUCGGUUCGGGGCUUGUACUUUGUGCUGACACUGUUUUUGGCCAGUUUCUUCGGUAGCGUCUUCAUGCUGGGUCCGGUCUUGCCCCUGAUGCUGCUGUCCCCCGCUUGGUAUCGCUGGAUCACCGAUCGCAUCGUCGCUACCUGGCUCACCCUGCCCGUGUCCCUGCUGGAGCUGGUGUUCGGGGUAAAGGUGGUGAUCACCGGCGACGCCUUUGUCCCCGGUGAGCGCAGUGUCAUCAUCAUGAACCACCGUACGCGUCUGGACUGGAUGUUCCUGUGGUGCUGCCUGCUGCGCUACAGCUACCUGCGUCUGGAGAAGAUAUGUCUCAAGGCCGCGCUCAAGGCCGUGCCCGGCUUCGGCUGGGCCAUGCAGGUGGCCUGCUUCGUCUUCAUCCACCGUCGCUGGGAGAAGGACAAAGAGCACUUGGGCAACAUGCUGGACUACUUCUGCGACAUCAGGGAACCGCUGCAGCUGCUGCUCUUCCCUGAGGGCACCGACCUCACUGAGAACACGAGAGUGCGCAGCGACGAGUUCGCCGUGCAGCACGACCUGCCGAGAUACCAACACGUGCUGCACCCGCGCACCACCGGCUUCACUUUCAUUGUGGAGCGACUGCGAAAAGGAGACAACCUGGAUGCGGUGCAUGACAUCACCGUGGCUUACCCCAAGAACAUUCCCCAGACCGAGCGCCACAUCAUGCUGGGCCUUUUUCCCCGCGAGAUCCACUUCCACGUGCGGCGCUAUCCCGUCGCCACGCUGCCCGCCCCCUCGGCCGAGUUGGAGUCGUGGUGCCGUGAGCGCUGGGCCGAGAAGGAGUCCCGUCUGCGGGACUUCUACUCGAGCCGGCCGCGGGCCUUCGACCAGGAAGGUGCGGCGCAGGUGCCGCCGUGUAAGUCGGAGCUGCGCGUGGCCCUGAUCAAAGCGGCCUCGCUGCUCUACUGGACCAGCUUCAUCGCGUUGUGCUUCGCCGGCCUAUGGCUGUGGGCUCCCGUCAGGUUGUACUUUGUGGUCGUGGUGGGCGUGUACGUGGCCCAGCAAAAGAUGGCAGGUGGGCUGGAGCUGCUCGAGUUGGCCUGCCAUCGCUACUGGACCUCUGUGGCGGCCAACGGAGGCAGCAAGAUGCUGGAUGGAAAAACACAGUGAGGAGAAUACUUUCUUGAGACACUAAAGAUCCCUUUUGUGGGGUCUUCCUUUAGAAAGGGAAUCUUAUGUUCACCUCCUGGCAGCUUGCUUGACGGCAGCAGGGAGGUUCAGGAGGGACGCGUUGUCAUCAGCCCUCAUUUUGGCUCUCCUUUUAUUACCUCCACCUUUUUUUGCUUCUGCCGCAUGGCGGAGCAACCACCACCUAAGCUUAUGUUGGCCACGUAGGUUGUUGACCUUGUUGGAGGUCUUCGCCGCGCUGGGGUCUAGAUGCCACCAAGCUCGCACCAUCGGUUGGUUUACUGUGAAGUGCACGUGUCAGGCUACUAUCUGUGCGUUUAGUUAGCCUCCAUGUGUUUUCUGUACUUUUUUUUUUUUUUUUUUUUGGGUCUUGCGUGUUUCACGGUGUCUUACACGACGGAGCGAAGCCAUACAACCUGCACAUUCUCUACAUGGACUCAACUAAAUGUAUUUUCAAAUACCUCCUACUUGGGUAGAAUUUCGCUUUUACACAAAACUUAGGAAUGGAUUUUUUCCCCAGGGACAGGGGGAAAAAAUCUGCUUGUUUGUACAAGUACAAAAGCCAAAGGUGAGCCGGAAAGUAAAUACUGAUGGUUUUUUAAAAAAAUUUUGGGGGAUUUAGGCUUGAAGCAAAUGUCCUUAUUGGGAAGUUUUGGAGGGGUUGAGGGGGAAGAUGUUGGGACAACAUGACCCUCCUGUCACAGUGGUGGCGCAGGAGGACCACCAGACUUGGAGUGGAAAACUCCCCUUCCCCAAAGAAAGUAAUCCCCUCCCCAAAAGUCCUUUAAUGCCCACUUCUCUGUGUGACACUGAUGCAUUGGCUCCACUCAAUUAGCAAAAGGCAGCUCAGAGGAAAGCUGCGUCCGUUGUGCCAAGCAAGCAAGGGCACGACGGCAUUCUCAACACUUUUUCGCGCCACGUUCCGGGACUUCGAAAUAUAGUGGAAUCUUGGUUUUCGCAUUUCCUAGUUUUCGGCAGGGUCAUUGGAAGAAUCUUUACUGGUCGAUAUGGGCUAAAAUAAUGAUCACGUUGUAAACGUGAGUAUAAAAUUUUUAUAAUGGAUGUAUUUCUGAAUGGGUCGUAUGGUUCUUUAGCAAAGCUAAAUUUUUAUUUUAUUUUUUUUAAAAGCGAGAGAGAUAAUCUAACUUUGAGAACAUUCAUUGUGCAGAGCUCCAAAAUCAAAACUCAACAAAUUACAUUGCUGAUAUAUUUAAUAUACUGUAUAUUAAUAUACUUUUGACCUGAAAGGCUCCUCCACCUAACUGACGUAUGAAUUAAUUUCCUGUUUUUGGAUGCGUGUUGACUGUGUAGCUGUAUAUUAUUUUAUUUUCUAUUUAUCGUUGGUUACUCUGAUGGUUCGAACCAGGCUUCUGUGAAAAGUGUACUGUACUUUACGAAAGCACUUAUCCCGGUGUUCCGCAACCAGCAUGGCUUCUCCGUCAUCUCCUGUUGAUUACUCCUCGUUUCGUGAUACUUAUUCACCGACACGGAGGCAAUGAUUCGUGACUUAUAGAGAAGUGGCUUCGCACCGUCCAUAGCCGCGCUAGUUAGCCAGCGGCAGCUAGUCGCUACAUGUAGCUGUAGGGGCCCAAGAUGAGCGCCGAUCAUUCCCCGAUAGUAACCGAGCAGCGGGGAAAGCACGGAGGAUGGGUGACUCUUCGACAUGGACUCACCCAUUUUAUUUUUUUAUUUGUUUUAACCAGCUCAGACCCCACAAGAAUGUGCUUAUUUCUUUGUACGUAUUUACGAAAUUUGUACUAGCCCGGUUGGGCUAGCGUCUAAGGUAUGCGGUUGCCCGACAGAGUGGCCCAGGGCCACCAAGCCACCGUUAAUGUUAGACCCUGUUCCGUUUUCGAUCAAUUGUUUUCUUCAAAAUUUUGUCCCAGCUUUCGUACAUCUGCUUGGGGUUUUUUUUUGGUACAAAAAAGUGUAUUCCGUAAGGCAAGUGUUUAUACACAACUCAAAGCAAUAACCCUUCUUGUCAGUGUUGGCCCAACUUGCCUGAGUGUUCCACAGCAGACUGAGAGUUUUGUUAUUGCCUUGAGUUGCAAAUAAAAGCUUGCAUUGUGGAAAACGCCUUGAUAUCUGUUGAAUCACUUUUUACACAAUACGACAAAGUCCUGAGUGAAAGCCAUUUGUGAAAGAAAGCGAGAAACACCAUAGAAUUCUAGAAAGAACCUGUAGCAAAGUACAAAAAUGGUUCCUACCUCACCUCUUGUCAUCUUCCAUACAAGUUUCACACUGUUUUGUAUAUGUAAAACUGUAGUUAUUCUCUGUAUAAAAAAAAAAUAUAUAUUUUUUUUUUGUUCAUGUUUGGGGUGUCAGGAACAGAUUUAUGGGUUUACGUAUUUCCUUGGGGAAAGAUUACUUCGGUUGGUUUUCAUACAAUUUGGUUUUAGUCAAGACUUUCUGGAAGGGAUUCAUCACGAAAACAGAGUUUCCACUGUAUGGGACGUGCCCUCUUUUUUUUUUUUUUUUUUUUUUUAAAUUUUUUUUUAUUUUUUUAUUUUAUUUUUUUUUGCGCAUCAGGACAGCGUUUUUUUUCUAGCAAAACUUGAGCGAAUCAGCAGACUCCCGACAUGGCGACAAACAAUCUUUUCAGUGCAAUCGAGCCAGACCGUUCGUAUGUCCUCAAAUAGUGGCCGCGCGUGUUCGUUUACUCAACUGUGGAGUGACUGCAAAUGGAGAAUGGCGGGGGGUGUUUAUUUACUUAACUGUAGAGGGGGCGGGCAGGCCAUAUUUGUACGAUAUGUUUCUGAACAAUAACAACACCAUUUAUAAACUGCGGUGUAAGGAAACUAAAAGGGCGAUUGCUCCCUGGUACAAUAACGUAGCUCCGCACAACAUUUUGGAGCGACGUUAAGACUCCACGCAAGAUGUGCUGCUGUUUUGGCCAGCAACACAGUUCAAGCAGGCUCAGCAGCUAGCUCAACUGAGAUGAUUACAGUUACUACCAGUUUGUUUUUGUUUUUUUUUUCCCCCCGAAGGGGGGUCAAACAAACAGAAAAAAGGUAAAUUGUCUAUUUAAAGGGCGGUGUUUAUGAGUCUUAACGCCGCACCCAGUGAUUCAUCGAGACGCGCCGUCUAUUCGAGGUGAGGCCAUUAUAUGAGGAAAUACGCUGAUUGGCUGUUGGGAAGAUGAAGUUUGGAGCCUCUGUGCUUUACCAGUCACUGUGAUUGAAUGGACACGAAACAUGGUCAAUCAGCUAAAUGUAUUGGGUCUUUAUUAUUAUUAUUAAUAUAGUUAUGAUGAUGAUGAUGAUUAUUGUGUUUUAUUGUUCUUUGUUAUCACUUAAUUCUUGAUGCUGGACCUCUUAAAAUGAUGACCCUCAGGUAAACAUGGUGAGUUGCUGGGAAAAAAAAAAAAGAAAAUACCAGAUUAAAUGAACUCUGACUCCA